Plodia interpunctella (Indianmeal moth) is the source of this 3268-nucleotide messenger RNA. It is a transcript of the gene Arp6, whose product is annotated as Actin-related protein 6. Gene Ontology annotation, cellular component: Swr1 complex. Bases 212 to 1396 code for a protein of 394 amino acids. The transcript is spliced from 2 exons. The record is from RefSeq and is a predicted model, not a curated record. Lineage: Eukaryota; Metazoa; Arthropoda; Insecta; Lepidoptera; Pyralidae. Gene Ontology annotation, molecular function: nucleosome binding.
CAGUCAGAUAAAGUUUUGUUUGUGGUCAUUGCAUAUUGUGGUGGUUAUAAAUCUGCUGGAAUUACUUACGUACUUUACAGAUUUACUACAUGUAAUACUCCUUCAUGUAUUUGUAAUCGUGUUUAAUAACAAUAUCUUUAUUUGAAACUAUAAACUAUGUGAUAAACAUACGAUACAAGACUUAAAACGCACCGGUAACCUAACUUUCAAGAUGACUGAAACAUCUUGCUACAUUGUCGAUAAUGGGGCUUACACAGCCAAAGUGGGCUUUUCUUCGAUGGAGCCGAAGAUAGUCCCGAACUGCAUCAUGAAGGCGAAGUCUGAAAGACGCCGUCCUUUCAUAGGAUCCCAGAUAGACGAAUGCCGAGACGCCUCCGGUUUAUUUUACAUUUUACCCUUCCAAAAAGGUUUCCUUAUCAACUGGGAUACUCAAAAAACUGUAUGGGACUACAUAUUUAGCAAGGAAUGCUGUCCUGUCAAUUUCAACGAGACUCCAUUGAUAUUUACUGAACCUUUGUACAAUUUUGCUUCAAUACAAGAAGCUAUUACUGAAAUAUUCUUUGAAGAGUAUGAAUGUCAGUCGUUAUUGAGGAUAAAUGCAACAGAUUUGGCUGAUUAUAACUAUCGUAAGGCCCAUAACAAUCAUUGUACAGUUGUAGUUGAUUCGGGCUACAGUUACACAUACAUUGUUCCGUAUAUUAAGGGCAAAAAGUAUCGAGAAGGGAUCCGUAGAAUCGAUGUUGGAGGGAAAGUGUUGACGAACCACUUGAAGGAGAUAUUAUCAUACAGGCAGCUAAAUGUAAUGGACGAGACUUACGUAAUUAAUCAAGUGAAGGAGGAUUCUUGCUUUGUUUCAGAGAAUUUUGUGGAGGACAUGGUGUUGGCUAGGAAAAAAGUUCCCGAGAACACAAUAAUUCGUGACUAUGUGUUACCUGAUUACACGUCGCUCCGGCGCGGCUAUCUCCGGGAAAUAGUUAAACCCAGUGAAGAAUUGGAACAGCAGACAUUACGGCUGAACAACGAACGGUUCUCCAUUCCGGAACUGCUAUUCCACCCGUCAGAUGUCGGUAUUCCUCAAAUGGGCAUCCCUGAAGCUAUCAUACAUGCAAUUGAUGCGUGUCCGGAGGAAAAUAAAGAGAAUUUACUGGAAAACAUCGUUUUGUAUGGAGGGAAUACGCUGUUCCCAGGUUUUAGAGACAGAGUGUACAAUGAAGUGAGGAGUUUAGCAUUAGAUCACUUUGAUGUGAAUGUAAUAUUGGCCGAAAAGCCUUUGACUUAUGCAUGGGAAGGCGGAACAAAGUUGUUCAGAGAUCCAGACUUUUACUCUUUUUGUAUGACUAAAGAGGAGUACGAAGAGGAAGGGAAGUCGUUGGCGUUCGAAAGAUUCGACAUUUAACGGAGGAAACGAGCGAGACAGGAGUAGUGCCGUCUCGUUCGUUAAAAGUGACAUUUUGAAGUGGAUUCUUCAAGUGUUAGUUUUAAAUAAAAUUGUAAGAUUAAUGAAGAUUUUACCUAUCUCAUGUGCAUAAUUCCAAAACAAUAUUAAUUGACUGAGCGAGCAAAGCGAGAGACGUCUACUAGUCAACUUCUGUAACACAAUAACUUUCGAACCAUUGGUCUGAUUUUGGUGAAAUUUAAAAGGUAUUUUAAAGGUAUGUAGGAUUUGUCAAUAGAAUUCUUAAGUUCGAGGGGCAACAUAAUUUAGAAAUAUUCACAACACAACUAUUUUGUAAAAAAAUAUUGUCUUCGCGAGGUCUAAUUUCGUGGCGAACAACUAGUUAAGUUUAAACAAUAUUUACAGGGGUACACUUCUACUGCUCCGCUCCCACCUGGCGACUUUCAUUGAAAAUUGAGCUUUAAAGGGUCUUCUUUCGACAUACUUUACAUUGACGAGAGCUGACAACAACCAGUGUGCUGAUUUGUUAUCAAUCUGCAACAAAAAGGGAUGCAGUUGUACAAAAGAAAAAGAAAUAGGACUUCCUUUUGUUUAACAUACCUGGAUCCCUUUUUGUAGUAGCGACAAAUUGCAAUGCUUUAUAUUCGUAAUAAUGCAAAUAUGUACUAUACCAUAGCCUUAAAUAAUACCUAGGUGUGUGUGUGACCUAGGAAUAUCAAUUUUAAUCAUUGUAUAAGUUACUAGAUACCUAUUGCCCGGGGCUUCGUUCCCGUUGGAAUUUUGAGCUAAAAUAUAUAUAAUAUAGCCUAUAGCAAUCUUGGAUAAUGUACCUUUCUAAUGGUGAAAGAAUUUUUGAAAUCGGUUCGGUAGUUUCGGAGAUUACCCGCCUCAAACAUACAAACUCACAAACGCUUACCUCUUUAUUUAAUAGUAUAGAAGUAUAGAUAUAAAAUAGAAAAACAUAUAAUUAAACAAUACAAACAUUUUCUUAACAUUUAUUAUAGAACCACAGAUAAUAAGAAGAAGAACAUUUAGUCAGCCUUUAGUCUGGCCCAUAUAUAGACGAGCUACAUAGACGAGGGGCAGACGUCGUCGAUAUUAAGAAUUUAGGCAUUAAACGUCUACAUAGGAGGUCACAGACUGGCACAUCGAAAUAGAACUUAUUCAAAUUACAGAUGAAAAGAAAAACUCAAUCCGUCAUUCAUGUUAAACUUUCGAGAAGUCAAUAGUAAAAUUCCCGAAAUUCCUGAAAGUCAAUCCAUACGACACUGCAAAUACUGAAACAAACUUAACGAAUAAUCAGUAUUAAAUAUAUCAAGAUGUGUAAUUGUCCAAUGACGCUUUGUUUGAAGAUGAAUCGAGUGACGUUUUUCCUUCCUCGCGUUGCUCGUAAUUUCUCAUCAAUGUCCUUCAAAGACCCGCGGAGCUUCUCCACCACGCCAGUGAUGAAGAGUCAACCACGCAGUUUAGUGAAAUUGAAGAAGUUGCAACAGGACUUUCAGUGUGAAGACGGCAGGCCCAUUUGGCUGAAAGCAGGAUUCACUGAUAGAAUCCUAUACAGCUCCACUAUAAUUGGAUGUUGGCUAGGCGUGGGUAUGGUAUUUCUGACGAUAUAUAAUCAUGCCAAACCCGAGUCUUGGAAGAAAGAAAGUGUUUGUUAGAUUUGGUCUAUUUUCGCGCUGGAAAUAAAUUUGGAUUUUACAAAAUCCCUGCAAGAUAUUGCCGUGACCAAGUUUCGAAGACACUAAAUAUGAUCAUAGUAUUAUUUUUAGAGUAUAAAUUUUACAUGCUUAGCUUAUUUAAUGAUGUGGCCGUGUUGAGUCUUAAAUUAUGUAAGAUUAGGUGAAUAAUCGGAAUAUAGAGUUGAAAUAA